UUGUAAGUCCUUGAGGAGCAGCUGAGGGAGCUGGGGGUGUUUAGCCUGGUGAAGGCCCAGGGGAGACCUUAUCGCUCUUUACAACUCCGAGAUUGUAGCCAGAUGGGGUUUGUCUCUUCUCCCAGGCAAUGAGCAACAGGACCAGAGGAAUUAGCCUCAAGCUGAGCCAGGGGAGGUUCAGGCUGGACAUCAGGAUGAAUUGCUAUUUCUUCUCCAAUGUCAAGCAUUGGAAUGGGCUGUCCAGGGAGAYGGUGGAGUCACUGUCCCCRGAGGUGUUUAAGGAAAAGACUGGAUGUGGCACUCAGUGCCAUGGUCUAAGUGGCAUGGUGGUGUUCAGUCAAAAGUUGGRCUUUGUGAUCUCACAGGUUUUUCCUACUGAUUUUUCCAACUGAUGCCAYGAUUCUGUAAUGAGAGCUGUGAAUUUGCUUUUGCUAGGAUGCUCACUUGAUGUUCCCUUCCUAUUUCCCUUCCUAUUUCCCUGCACAUCCCGUGUGCUCCCUUUCUCCAUCCCUCUUAACUACAGCACGUUAUCUUUUCCGAUUAGAGCYGAUUUCCGCAGAAACCGAUGUCAAUAGAGGUAAAAAACUAAAAUGGAAAAAAAACCCCAAGGGCCAGAGGCGGUAUUUUUCCCAGGAAAGCCGCAACCCCGCUAACCCCCCCUGCCGGCCCGACCCCCUCAGGGCAGGAAGAGGCGGGAGAGCGCUGGCGCGCGCGGCGGUCACGUGACGGCGGGAAGCGCGUCCGGCGGUUUGAAUCGCGGGGGCCGCCGGGAAAAGGCGGGACGGCUCGCGCUCCUUUCCGCCCGUCGUCAGGCGGCGGCCGCGGCCCGGGGGUCGCUCCGGUCCCUCCCGAGCCGAGAGCCGAGAGCCGGCAGCGGGGUACGGGUGGCUCCUCGCCGCGGCGCUCUGCCCUGCUGUCCCCGCGCCUCCCAGGAUGCUGGCGGCGUGCGGCAUGCAGCGGUGCCACCAGGAAGCGCUCAAGAAGAACCGGGUGAUGCUGGCCAAGCAGCUGGUGUUGAAUGUGCUGGUGGAGCACAUGGUAGAGAAAGACAUCAUCACCGCGGAGAUGGUGGAAAUGAUACAGGCCAAGUCUGGGAGYUUUGACCGAAAUGUGGAAUUCCUCAAUUUGCUGCCCAAGAGAGGCCCUAAUGCCUUCUCAGCCUUCUGUGAAGCUCUGCGAGAGACCCAACAGCAGCAUCUGGAGGCAGUGAUCCUGAAGACAAUGUCCAACAUGAGCCACGAGAUUGCAAGGCUUGAACACUGUCAUGAGUCAGAUCUUCCAUAUCCUGUCAGUGAAUCCUGUAAUUCAAAGAGACCCCGCUGGAUUGAACCAGUGGAACAUUCCUUGGAUAACGGAGAUGGUCCCUCAAUUCCUCCAGUGAAGUUUUGCACUCCUGAAUUUUAUCUUGAUCAUCAGCACUUGGCGUACAAGCUGACAUCAGAGCCCCGAGGCUUAGCACUUAUCCUCAGCAAUGUCCGUUUCAACACCGAGAAGGACCUGGAAUAUCGCUCAGGGGGAGAUGUGGAUUGUGCUUCCCUGGAGAUGCUUUUUAAACAUCUUGGGUAUCGAGUCACUGUUCUUCAUGAUCAAACUGCACAGGAGAUGCAGAAUGCAUUGGAGAGAUUCUCCAAGCUGCAAGAUCAUCGAGAUGUGGAUUCCUGCAUUAUAGCUCUGCUUUCCCAUGGUGUGGAGGGUGGGGUUUAUGGCAGUGAUGGCAAACUACUUGAGUUGCAGGAGGCUUUCCGGCUCUUUGAUAAUGCAAACUGCCCAAAUCUCCAGAAUAAGCCCAAAAUGUUCUUUAUUCAGGCCUGCCGGGGAGAUGAGUUGGAUCGGGGAGUGGAUCAAAGAGAUGGCAAAGGAUGGUCAGAUUCCCCAGGCUGUGAGGAAAGCGAUGCRAACAAGGAAGAAAGUCUGAAGCUGCGUCUGCCGACGUGCUCAGAUAUGAUCUGUGGAUACGCUUGUCUGAAAGGCACUGCGGCCAUGCGGAACACCAAGCGUGGGUCCUGGUACGUCGAGGCUCUCACCUCCGUGUUUGCAGAGGACUCGCGACACACUCACGUGGCUGACAUGCUGGUGAAGGUUAAUAGGCUAAUCAAGCAACGAGAAGGUUAUGCCCCAGGCACAGAAUUUCAUCGCUGCAAGGAAAUGUCAGAAUAUUGUAGCACACUCUGUCGGGACCUUUACCUGUUUCCUGGCUAUCUACCAGGAAAAUAACCUUGCCAGCUCUCUUUGAAGAGAGAUACYGCCAAAGCUGAACUUUUGACUGUGGAUAUCUGUUUUCACUCUUGUGAGCUGCRACAUCAGAUGUGCAAGCAAGGAAUGCCAGUCUAAUUCUUCAUGUCUUUUUCCAAAAUAAACUGGCAACUCUCCUUGUAAUCUGAUUCAGUUCAGGGUUUAAAAUUCUGAUAUCCUGAUUGGCUCUGUAUGUGUAGAAAUUAAUGGAAAGAGGAUCAGCAUUAGAACUGGAAAGAAGUGGGAACAUCCUUUGGAAGGARGCAUAAGGACGUUUGUAAACAAAGUGAAUAUGAAAGUGGAAAUGGACUACUAGGAAAUCAGUCAAAAAUGCUACUUGUACAUUAAAAAUUUUAAGUAUUUUCUGCAUGGUUCUUCAUACAGGACAGUCAAUUCCUGUGCACAUUAGAAAAGRGCUCCCUUGUGAAGGAGAAUCCUCCCCCUCUCUAAAAUGGAAGAUUAUUGUUCUCCAUACUCAACACUUCCCAUUUUGAUCACUUAGAAGUCUAUUUUUCUACAUUCCUUCUAUAGCCAAGUUACCAAGAGAAAUAUAAGACAUCCCAGAUUAUCAGCAAAACAUAUAGAGACCCAGACAAACAUGCCUCCAUAAACAGCCCCAGAAAUAAUUUUGAAUCUAGAAACUCUAGAUUAGCUCCCCUUAACCAUUCCCAAGACUGAGCAACUKCAUGGAAUAUUCCUUUUGAGGAAUUUGUUUGCUGUAGUAUUUACGUGUCACARUAGACAUUCAGUGCACCAGCUUCUCAGGAGUCUAUAAAUUGCACUGUACAACUGAAGCCCUGAAACUCYAYGGUCUUGUACAAAAGGAUCUUUUGUCUUUUUAAUUCACAAAAAUAUUCAAGGCAGCUCUUUACGGUCUAAGCAUGUUGCUUGGAUUAUUUAUCACUGCAGGUUUUUUUUCCCUUUUAAGUGAGAGGGAGCAUUUUACAUUAUUAUCCUGUUCUGUGAGUUUUCUUUUUUAAGUUGUGAUCAUUGAAAAGCAAAAUCUACCCCUUCUUUUGGAAAUGUCCUGCACAGCCUCUUCAUGCUGUAAUUUGUGUCUUGCUGUGUCCAAUUGCAGUUACUCCCAUUUGAUGUGAYGUGGGAGAUGGGCACUGUUCUCUUUUUGUGGUAGAGCCUAAAUCCUGAGAUACUGGAUUGUGUAUGGACUACWGGCUGCUCACUUGAGUCUCAAUCUCCAUUUUGUAGCAUUAAGCUGCCAUUGUUCCUGGCUUUUUUAAUGUAAGUAUGGCUUUUAAAAUAAAUUUUUCAGGAUAGAAUUAUGAAUAGGAAGCACAAAGGGAUAUGGAGGGAGGCUGGAAAACUAGGCAUGUGCUCUUUUCAUUUUUCUGCCUAGGAAAAUGAAGGCUGUGUUUCCUCCAGCUGACAAAGGUGCAGCACUAACAUUUAUCUUGCAUUUAUUSUACACACAAUGUGAUAAACAGAACAAGAAUCAUACUUGCCAAUUGGUGCCUUACUCUGAASUUUAAUAUACCAGUUUAGGAGCUCCUGUACCUCUCUGGAGUAUAAACACUGUCUUCCUGAGUGCUCCCUCUACUAAAUGGUGCAAUAUUUUACAGAGACAUUUAUUGAUGAAGUGGUCCAUUCUGAUGGAUUAAAUUUCUGUAGGAUUGCAUCAAGUUGCAUUGUCACUGCCACUUUUGUAUAUCUUUUUGAAUACUUGUAUUUUACUGCCUUGAGGUGUCAAAAUAAAGAAUUUUUGUUUGAUUAAUC
Molecule: messenger RNA, 3963 nt
Organism: Malurus melanocephalus (red-backed fairy wren)
Lineage: Eukaryota; Metazoa; Chordata; Aves; Passeriformes; Maluridae
Gene: CASP2
Product: caspase 2
Exons: 10
Coding region: 934-2214 (426 amino acids)
Biological process (GO): regulation of apoptotic process; proteolysis
Source: RefSeq, a predicted model, not a curated record